CCCCUUCCCCCCCUCUCUCUGAAACUAACCCUCUGAAAUUCUUGAAAUUCCCCGCAAAUCCCUCUCUCUCUCUCUCUCUCUCUCUCAAAUGACAUUUCCUUCUCUCUCCUUCCCCUCCUUUUCUCCGCCAUUCUUCCCACUCUCCAAAAUCCAAUCCCCCUUCCUCUCCAAACCCCACCUCCUCUCGCUCUCCACCCUCCGCUUCAAUCUCCACCGUCCGAUCGCGCUACCCCCAUCCGCCAUCGGUCCCGAUGGCAAAUUCUACCCCACCCCCUCUGAUGAUGACCCUCCCGAAGCUCCCGAAGACUCCACCCAUGGCGUCUCCAAGUUCCAGCAGAUUCACCGCCAAGCCGCCCGUGCCCGGAAGCUCCAAGAAUCCCAGUUCGAGAAGGACAAGCCCACCUUCCUCUCCGCCCUCGCUGCCGAGACCGACGCCCCCGAUAACCCCAAUGCCGAUCCCCCUUCCGACGGCGACGAUCUCUUUGGUGACAUCGACCGUGCCAUUGCCCUCAAGCGCAAGGAAUUCGUCCGGCAGGGCCUCCUCCCACCCAACCCAAAGAAAUCGACGGGAGUCCCUGGUGCUGAACCCGGCCUUGAGGGGAUUGAGGAGCUCUUACCCGAGGAGGUCGUUGACCUCGAUGAGAUCCGCGACCUGCAGGGCCUGACAGUGAUCUCAGAUGAUACGGAUGAGGAGAGCUCACCAAAGUUCGCUGACGAGGUGAGUGUCUCGGACUUGAAUUACCGUGAUUCUUCAUUUGAUCUUGAUUUCGAUAGUUUCGGUAAAACCAAGGCUAGGAUUGUGGAACCCAAGUUCAAGAUGACACUGGCAGAACUCUUGGAUGAGAGCCGCGUCGUGCCGGUUUCAGUUUACGGGAAUCUGGAGGUCCUGAUCACAGGUAUCCAGCAUGAUUCUAGGGAGGUGGGGCCUGGGGAUCUGUUCGUGUGCUGUGUCGGGAUGCGCACUGACGGGCACUUGUAUUUGAGUGAGGCUGAUAAGAGGGGGGCGGUUGCCGUUGUGGCCAGCAAGGAGAUCGAUAUUGAUGAGACAUUGGGGUGUAAGGCUUUGGUCAUUGUGGAGGACACGAAUGCAGUGCUCCCCGCGUUGGCGGCGUCCUUUUACCGGUACCCAUCAAAGAGCAUGUCCGUGAUUGGAAUCACGGGCACAAAUGGGAAGACAACCACUGCGUUCUUGAUAAAAGCCAUGUAUGAGGCGAUGGCAUUGCGGACCGGGAUGUUGAGCACCGUUGCUUACUACAUCCACGGUGAUAACCAGUUGGAGGCCCCGCACACAACCCCAGACGCUGUUAUGGUCCAGAAACUGAUGGCCAUGAUGGUCCACAACGGGACUGAGGCGAUCGUCAUGGAGGCGUCAUCGCACGCUCUGGCGCUGGGAAGGUGCGACGAGGUUGAUUUUGACAUCGCAGUGUUCACAAACCUAACGCGGGACCACCUAGAUUUCCACAAGUCUGAGGAGGAGUACCGAGCCUCCAAGGCGAAGCUAUUUUCGAGGAUGGUUGAUCCGGAGCGGCAUCGGAAGAUCGUGAACAUCGACGAUCCAAAUGCCCCAUUCUUUGCCGCACAGGGUGGACCGGAUGUGCCCGUUGUCACAUUCGCUAUGGAGAACAAGAGCGCGGACGUGUACCCGUUGAAGUUGGAACUGUCAUUGUUUGAGACACAGGUUUUGGUCAAUACACCGAAAGGGAUUUUGGAGAUAUCAUCGGGGUUGCUUGGGAGGCACAAUAUCUACAAUAUCCUUGCAGCUGUGGCUGUUGGGAUUGCAGUAGGGGCACCGUUGGAGGACAUUGUGAGGGGAAUCGAAGAGGUUGAUGGAGUUCCGGGUAGAUGUGAGUUGAUUGACGAGGAGCAAGCAUUUGGUGUGAUUGUAGACUACGCCCAUACACCUGAUGCAUUAUCUAGGCUCCUUGAUACAGUGAGGGAAUUGGGUCCACGGAGAAUCAUCACGGUAUUUGGUUGCGCCGGUGAAAGCGACAGAGGAAAGAGACCAUUGAUGACGAAAAUUGCAACCGACAAAAGUGACGUAACCAUGUUGACAUCAGACAAUCCAAAGUCAGAAGAUCCAUUGGACAUCUUGGACGACAUGCUGGCAGGUGUGGGAUUGACCAUGCAGGACUACUUGCGACAUGGUGAAAACGAUUACUACCCACCUCUUCCGAAUGGUCAUAGGCUUUUCCUACAUGAUAUCAGGCGAGUAGCUGUACGGGCUGCAGUGGCCAUGGGCGAGGAAGGUGAUAUAGUUGUUGUGGCUGGUAAAGGUCAUGAAACUUAUCAACUAGAAGGCAGCAAGAAGGAGUUCUUCGAUGAUAGGGAAGAGUGCCGAGAAGCGUUGCAAUAUGUUGAUGAGCUUCAUCAAGCUGGGAUAGACACAAGCGAAUUUCCAUGGCGGUUACCGGAGAGUCACUGAUCUGGAAAAAGCCUAAACUCUUAUCCUACAGCCAAUGGGGGGAUGACGGACCCUUUAUCAGGCCUGCAUUUUGGGCACUCAUAUCCCAUCCAUAAAAAAGAAUCUAUGUCAGAAACCAACCACGUCGCUAUGUGAUAGGAAGCAAUGGCUUAUACUAUUGACGGCGGGCCCUUUGGUAUAUGUAUGACGUCGGUUUUGCUCCAAAAGAAAGCCAUGGCUUCAUGUUAUGAGAGUGAGUGAGAGUGACAUGGAAGAAUAUGCUUCAAAGCCGGAAUUAUCUUUUGAAGAAAAGAGAGAAAAUCCGUAAGCAUGCGGCCGCGCUGUAAUUGUUUGUCUUAUAAAAUGCCUUUUUCAAAUGCUAGAUCGUAGCCAUUUCAAUGAUCA
Magnolia sinica is the source of this 2806-nucleotide messenger RNA. Its product is annotated as UDP-N-acetylmuramoyl-L-alanyl-D-glutamate--2,6-diaminopimelate ligase MurE homolog, chloroplastic-like. NCBI's taxonomy places the organism in Eukaryota, Viridiplantae, Streptophyta, Magnoliopsida, Magnoliales, Magnoliaceae. Gene Ontology annotation, molecular function: acid-amino acid ligase activity; ATP binding. Gene Ontology annotation, biological process: biosynthetic process; regulation of cell shape; cell division. Gene Ontology annotation, cellular component: cytoplasm. The transcript is spliced from 6 exons. The coding region runs from base 89 to 2422 and encodes 777 amino acids. The record is from RefSeq and is a predicted model, not a curated record.